This is a messenger RNA of Nylanderia fulva, 592 nucleotides long. Lineage: Eukaryota; Metazoa; Arthropoda; Insecta; Hymenoptera; Formicidae. The record is from RefSeq and is a predicted model, not a curated record.
UGUUUUAAUAUCUAAUAUUAAUAAUUCGCAGAUCAUUACAGAAAGUGGCUUGAAAAUUUUUCGAUUGGGGGUACUGAAGAUCGUAAAUACAGUUCUGCCCAAAUCGAAGAUUUGAUCAAUAGCCUCCCAACAUAUCUUUCGAAAAGAUGUAUUGACAUGAACGGAUCGCGUAUAAAAAAGAACGAUACCUCUAGUAAACAAUUGCAACAAAGAUCUGAUUCGAAAAGACAAUAUAAAAGAAGGGGCUCUUUGCAACAACUUCAGCCAUCAAUAAGAACCCAGCAAUUGCAACCUGACCAAGAGCCACUACAAGAGCAGAUACAAAAUCAACAGCAGUUACAAAACCAACAGCAGUUAAACACACCGGAAACUGACUAUUUAAGCUGGCAGAUUCCCUAUGACACGUACGGGAAUGGGCCGCAGGGCCCAGUAGCAGUCCCAGUUAUUUCUACUUCUAUGUCAAAUAAUUUUGAAAUCGGGCAUAACACUUUGAGGUUGUAAAGGCUCCUGGUACCUCGCCGACCAUGUCAGAAUCGUGACGUCAGAGGCGAGAAAACACGCUGAGAUUUUUUAGAUGCCAUUUCAAAAUAAA